Ailuropoda melanoleuca (giant panda) is the source of this 915-nucleotide messenger RNA. It is a transcript of the gene HOXC11, whose product is annotated as homeobox C11. Gene Ontology annotation, cellular component: nucleus. The record is from RefSeq and is a predicted model, not a curated record. The transcript has 2 exons. Gene Ontology annotation, biological process: anatomical structure development; regulation of transcription by RNA polymerase II. Gene Ontology annotation, molecular function: RNA polymerase II cis-regulatory region sequence-specific DNA binding; DNA-binding transcription factor activity, RNA polymerase II-specific. The coding region runs from base 1 to 915 and encodes 304 amino acids. Lineage: Eukaryota; Metazoa; Chordata; Mammalia; Carnivora; Ursidae.
AUGUUUAACUCGGUCAACCUGGGCAACUUCUGCUCGCCGUCGCGCAAGGAGAGGGGCGCUGACUUCGGCGAGCGAGGGAGCUGCGCCUCCAACCUCUAUCUGCCCAGUUGCACUUACUACGUGCCCGAGUUCUCCACGGUCUCCUCCUUCCUGCCCCAGGCCCCCUCUCGUCAGAUCUCCUACCCCUACUCAGCCCAAGUGCCCCCGGUCCGGGAGGUCUCCUACGGCCUGGAGCCCUCCGGCAAGUGGCACCACCGGAACAGCUACUCUUCCUGCUAUGCGGCGGCCGACGAGCUCAUGCACCGGGAGUGCCUGCCUCCUUCCACGGUCACCGAGAUCCUCAUGAAAAACGAAGGCUCCUACGGCGGCCACCACCACCCCAGCGCCCCGCACGCAGCCCCCGCCGGCUUCUACUCCUCAGUCAACAAGAACAGCGUCCUGCCUCAAGCCUUCGACCGUUUCUUCGACAACGCCUACUGCGGUGGCAGCGACGCGCCUGCCGAGCCCCCCUGCCCGGGCAAGGGCGAGGCCAAGGGGGAGCCUGAGGCGACCCCAGCCGCGGGACUGGCGUCCCGGGCUGAGGCGGGGGCCGAGGCCGAGGCCGAGGAGGAAAACACGAAUCCCAGCUCGUCCGGUUCAGCCCACUCCGCGGCCAAGGAGCCGGCCAAGGGAGCCGCCCCCAACGCCCCCCGCACCCGCAAGAAGCGCUGCCCUUAUUCGAAAUUCCAGAUCCGGGAGCUGGAGCGGGAGUUUUUCUUCAACGUGUACAUCAACAAAGAGAAGCGGCUGCAGCUGUCCCGGAUGCUGAACCUGACGGACCGACAAGUGAAAAUUUGGUUUCAGAACAGAAGGAUGAAAGAAAAAAAACUAAGCAGAGACCGGCUGCAGUAUUUCUCGGGAAAUCCUCUGCUGUAA